AUGCAGAGGCAGCCACACCACCGCACUGCCGCCCACUGCGCCUGUUUCGGGUCGGAGAGCCUGUCGCCCGCCUAUCCAAAGCUCAGCAUCCAUCCUUCCCUACUCCCCCCUCUUCACUCCCCAAAUCCCAUCUCCCACCAGUUCCCCCAACACUCUCCCCCCUCUUCCGCCAUGGUCAUGGACAAGUCCAACCUCCCACAGCCGCCGCCGCCGCCUCCCUCCUCCGCCUCCUCCUCGCUCAAGUCCCUCAACAAGGCCUCCUACAAGAUCUCCAAGCAGUCGUCCUCCGCCUCUCCCGCUCCUGCUCCGGCUCCCGCUUCCACCAUGAGAGCGCCUUCCCCGCCGCCGCCGCCGGCUCCCCGGCCACCCCCACCGCUCCCGCCGACGCAGGCCCCCUCCUUCCCUGCCGACCACCCGCCUCCCCAGCCCCCGGUAUACAACAUCGACAAGUCCAACUUCCGCGACGUCGUGCAGAAGCUCACCGGCUCGCCGUCCCACCUCCUGCCGCCGCAGCCCGCGGCCGCCCCCGCCCCCACCCGCGCCCCCCCUCAUGGCGCCACCACCCCGCCUCCCAUCAUGGCGCCGCCGCCUCCUCCUCCGCCUCACAUCAUGGCGCCUCCGCCGCCGACGGCGAUACCCUCCCGCCUCCACCGCAUCCGCCCUCCGCCGCCAGCCCCCGCCGCGCCCGCCGCCCAUCCUACCGCCGGCACCGCCGGCGCUCUCCCCCUCCCGCCGCUCCCGGCCGUCUGCAUGACCGCGGAGUCGCCCAUCUCCGCCUACAUGCGCCGCCUCCGCGGGAUGCCCUCGCCGAUCCACGCGCCCACGUCGCCGCUCGGCUUCGGCUGCCUGCCCUCGCCACGGACGCCGCCGUCGCCCGGCGUGCCCAUGCCGGCCACCAGUCCCCGCGUCCGCGACCCGUGA
Molecule: messenger RNA, 921 nt
Organism: Miscanthus lutarioriparius
Lineage: Eukaryota; Viridiplantae; Streptophyta; Magnoliopsida; Poales; Poaceae
Source: the annotation of a GenBank genome assembly